UUUUCGAAAGAGAAUUGUCUACGGAUAAAGGAAAUGUAUUUCCAGCUUGAUUCUGACUUCAAUGGAUUGCUGUCUUUGUCAGAAAUGACUGAUUUUCAGAAAGUUUCAAACUUUUUUAUACAAAGGUUUGAUCCCUCCGCUCUGAGCUAUUAUUUUCGAAUAAUGGAUGUUGAUGGCGAUAAUUUACUGACUGCACCAGAUAUAUCGUUCUUCUAUCGCGAAAUUGCUGAAAUGUUGGAGGAUAAUUUCCCAGAAAAUAGUUCUCAAAAGGCUCCGUCGCUGGAAGUUAUUGUUUCUGAGGUGUUAGACAUGUGUCAUCCAAAAAACCCUCAUGGGAUAACUUUGAAAGAGCUGAUUUCGUCUGGUAAAGGCGGAACAGUGGUGGGAAUGUUAACUGAUCUGGAUGCAUUCUUUGAAUAUGAAAAUCGCGAAGAGCACAUUUUUGAUGAAUGA
Messenger RNA from Gongylonema pulchrum, 453 nucleotides. The record is from the annotation of a GenBank genome assembly. NCBI's taxonomy places the organism in Eukaryota, Metazoa, Nematoda, Chromadorea, Rhabditida, Gongylonematidae.